Messenger RNA from Neohortaea acidophila, 1712 nucleotides. RefSeq lists its product as uncharacterized. NCBI's taxonomy places the organism in Eukaryota, Fungi, Ascomycota, Dothideomycetes, Mycosphaerellales, Teratosphaeriaceae. Bases 177 to 1235 code for a protein of 352 amino acids. The transcript has a single exon. The record is from RefSeq and is a predicted model, not a curated record.
UAUGUAUACGUAUUGCAUAGGAUCAACACAGCGAUUGAAUUCGUCUCGUUAUCGCAGCACGUGCCAAGCUCUGAGCUGGCUUGGCGUCCGGGCCGCGAAUCCUCGCGAUUGCAACUCACCUUCUGUCUUCGUCGCAAACACCGCUCUAUCAACCUGUAUCUACCACCCGAAAGGACAUGACAUCAGCACGUCAGACGUCUGUUCUACCGGUAUCGGGAAGCAAACUUCCGGCCAUGGCGCGAGUGGCCACGGAAACGCAUGCUGAUGUUGGUGAACCAUCUCUCACGGCGAGCUAUAUCCACCAGGAGUUGUCUCGAUUCGCCGAUAUCCAAGCCAGAGGCAUCAGGUACGAAUUUCAGCGACAAGAGAAACGGAUGCACGACCAAAUCGAAGGGCAAGAUGAACGAGCACAUGCGCAAUUCGAGGACGUUCACGCUCGAUUUGAUCUUCUGCAAGCAACACAGGUCAUAAUAGGCGCCAGGCAGAGUAAUCAGACGGCAUACCGGCUCACGAGCAGGAUUUAUCCUGUAGAAAUGUUUGACACGACCAAGCAGAUGCUGUGCAAGCCUCCUGAGGAUAUCUUCCCUCGCUGGGUUGGUAGUUUCUGGCGCCUCAAGCAACCGCGCAACUGGAGCAAGCUGGUGAAACUGCAUGAGUUUUACAAGACAGAAGGGUGGGAAAGAUGGGGUGUCCAGUCUUUCGAAGAUAUGGAUGGUGAAGAUGCAGAGCAAGAUGAGCAUCAGGAGGUGGAAGAGGAAGACAAAGUUGAGCUUGUACCAGGCCACACUUCUCUGGCAGAAGCCAUCGAGUACGCUCCAGAUAUAGCGCUGAGCGAGCUGGCGCGCCACCUGGGUCUCAAUUACGACGAAAUAGGCGUCCGCGUCACAAAUGCUUUGGUGUCCGAUAUCUCCGGUCGAAUAACAGAACAGCGGACGAAGCGGGCGAGUAGUGCUAUGCUCGACUUGAUGCAACAGGGAAAGCGGUGCAAAACUCUCGGAACGAGAGAGGCGGACGCACAGAUUUCCUCGCCGACCGAAGGAAAGCAACCGCUGUCUCCUGAGGACGAGGGCAAUGACGGUAAUCCGCCAUCGCCUACGGAAGUCAACACUCCUCCCGGAAGACUGCCGCUGCGAGACCUGAUUGGUAACGAUGUUCCCACGAAAGUCAGGGAGUCCCCGCGAACGAUUAGUACGAAGAUUGGCUGGAAACCACCGUCAACGAGUUCGAAUUCUUGACUAUUUAUGGCUUUCAUUCUUGUGAAGGAUAGACUGGCGUACACCUUGUUCGCCCGAUUUCAACUCAUUUCACCUCAUUCCACCACAAAGCUAAAUCUGACAUAUUGCAAGCGGUCUGGACGCGCAUCCACUCAAUGUUCUCUGGAGCCUUUCUGCACGUGUACGGAUUGAUCACGGUGCAGCAGAUGUUACAGAGUUCCAGGAUGCCGACGGAUACAUACGGGCAUUGUCGUCGUGUGAGGAGAAGUGGAAAGUUGUCUCCGUAAUGAUUCCAUAUGUCGUAGUUGGCUGUCUACGGUCGAUAUCUCCUACGUCUACACGAUGUGCAACGCCCUCGUAUGAUUUGCAAGACCAUUGCAUCACAUUGUGGAUGCAGAUACCUCCAUGACAAGGCACAAGCGGGUGGAAAGCGGCUUCGCUUUGCUCGUCGACUUAUAUAGGACCGUGCUGUUCUUGAGAUCUGUAAAUGGACAUUCA